AAUCACAGUAUGGACUUCUGGAAUCUGACAAUCCGAAUUAUUUUCUUAUCACAAACUGUUAUUGGAAUUCAGGGUAAUUUGUCUUUUAUAUUCUACUAUCUACUCCUUUACUACAGAAAACACAUAUUAAAGCCCACAGAUUUGAUUCUCCUGCACAUAUUGGCAGCCAAUGCCUUGAUCAUUCUUUCCUUUGGAGUGCCUCACACCAUGUCAGCUUUUGGGUUGAAGCAGUUUUUUAAAGAUUUUACUUGUAUGUUCCUGAUGUACAUCCAAGGAAUUAGCAGGAGUGUGUCCAUUGGCACCACCUGUGUUUUGAGUGUCUACCAGGUCAUGAAAAUCAGUCCCAGGGAAUUCUGUUGGGAGGAUUAUAAACACAGAGUUGCCAAGUACAUUGGCUUCUCCAUUUCCAUCCUCUGGGUCUUCUUUAUGUUGAUAAAUUUCAUUUCCAUUAUGCACUCAUUUAUCAGUAUGAACAGUAAAAAUGUGACAAGAAAACGAGAUUAUGGAUACUGCACUAUUGUAAUCCAUGAUGAAAUCAGUGAGUUUCUCUAUGCAGUAUUGGUGGUGUGUCCUGAAGUCUUUCUUUCUGUGCUCAUUGCCUGGUCCAGCAUGUCUAUGAUUAUCAUCCUGUACAGACACAAGCAGAGGGUUCAACACAUCCGCAGCACUCACGGUUCCAGCAGAACCUCCCCUGACUCCAGGGCCACCCAGAACAUCCUGCUUCUAGUUUCCACCUUUCUGGCUUUUUAUACUCUCUCCUCCAUCUUAAGAGGCUGCAUUGCUCUUUUUCAUAAUCACAAUUGGUGGCUGGUGAACAUCAACCCCAUCAUUUCUCUGUGUUUUCCAUCAUUUGGACACUUUGUUCUUUUGAGUCCUUUCUCAAUUUUGUCCAGGUUACGUGAUUUGAAUCAAAAGUAA
Molecule: messenger RNA, 918 nt
Organism: Psammomys obesus (fat sand rat)
Lineage: Eukaryota; Metazoa; Chordata; Mammalia; Rodentia; Muridae
Product: vomeronasal type-1 receptor 2-like
Exons: 1
Coding region: 10-918 (302 amino acids)
Biological process (GO): G protein-coupled receptor signaling pathway
Cellular component (GO): membrane
Molecular function (GO): pheromone receptor activity
Source: RefSeq, a predicted model, not a curated record